Molecule: messenger RNA, 2283 nt
Organism: Ilyonectria robusta
Lineage: Eukaryota; Fungi; Ascomycota; Sordariomycetes; Hypocreales; Nectriaceae
Exons: 1
Coding region: 1-2283 (760 amino acids)
Source: RefSeq, a predicted model, not a curated record
AUGGUGUCCAUGCCUGUGCUGCUGCUUAGAUACGCAUCCAUAUCAAAAUCGCUCGGACUUGUAAGGUCAAAGUAUGGGAAGCCGGCUACAUACGACAACUUUGAACAAGUUAUUUGUGAAAGCGACGCCAAGGAAAACAAAACGAUGAGGACUUUCUCUCGUCUGGGAAAAGUUGUGAGCGUCCAGUUUCAUCACGCCGAGCUGGAGGAAACAGAACCUUGCCUGCUCAAUGCGAAUUUUGCUGCGGAUGGUUUACCACUGUCAAAAACGUACAACAACGGUGUGCUGACAACGUAUACAUAUGAUGACCUCUCCCGGAGACUCACCAGAGAGCAGUCAUUCCGGAAAGCUGCUGCCGGUAGACAUGAAGUCGUGCAAGAUCUCUCUCACGUCUACGACUGCGUGGGUCGCCGCAUUCGAACCGAAGAUGCGGUUGAGCAAACGCAGUACUUCAGAGGAUGCGCAGUUGGCGCGAAAUGGGAGUACAGCUACGAUGCCAUUGGCAACAUCACAGAGGCGUGGGGUCGUGGGCAACUCCCUACAGGGGGAAAGGGACGAGGAGGAAGAGAUGUUCGCCUUGCGGCUCCCAACGCGAUGGAUGGAAUGAAACCUGGAGAGGGCGUGACGGAUGGCACAAGGCUCUAUCGCUAUUGCGAGUCCUACACCUACGACUUGUGCGGAAACAUCAUGUCCAUGACACACGCGGUGCCAGACGACCAGUUCGUCUCUGGGUGGACAAGGCGGUAUUACUACGAGGAGUCAAGCUCUCUAGCAGAUGAUGAAAGCGUGAAGAGCAAUCGUCUGACUCGCACUGUGGUGGGCGAGACCGAGGACAAGUACACAUAUGGGGGAGAGGCUGGGCUGGUGGGCUGCAUCACGACACUACCCAGGUUUUCACUCUUGCAAUGGAACUUUGACAAUAUGCUGGCUGCAUCAUCUGGCCAAGACUUGGACAGCGGGACCCCGGAGAUGACGUACUAUGUCUAUGACUACGCGGGCAAGAGAGUUCGAAAGGUCACUGAGUCUUCGACGGCUAUGCCUGCAGGCGAAGUAGCCUCUGAUGGGUCGUCACGCAAGAUGAGGGACACGUUGUACCUGCAUGGCGUUGAAGUUCAACUUCGCAUGGCGAGCAACAGCUCCAAACCCGCAUCAGCACGCACCAUUACCCGAGUGACGGGUGACCCAGGAGAAUUUCUCUCUCUGGUGGAGUCAUCUUCCGACUCGGAUGAGGUUCUCGAGCGUUAUCAGAUCGGAUUCAAUCUCGAGCUGGACGACGAGGGGCGUCUCAUCACAUACGAGGAAUAUUCGCCCUUUGGAACAGUCGCGUACACGGCUACGCACCAGGCUGUUGAGGCCCCUCGGUCCUACCGGUUUGCCAGGUACGAGCAUGACCGAGAGACAGGACCGUAUCACUGUGGAUCACGCUAUUACUGUCCAUGGUUGGGUCGCUGGACGUCUCCUGACCCGUUGGGUGAUGUGGAUGGGCCAAAUCUGUUUGUGUACUGCGGCAACGAUCCUAUAGGUUUGGACGAUCACGCCGGGACUUCUACGUUCCCAAAAGCCGGCGCGAACUUCAGGCGGACGCCGAGCUUGCACGCUCCCAAAUCGCUUAGGUCUCAGAGUGUGCGCGACGUCAGCCUCAUGAAUGGAACAGCCUUAUCCGGGGCUGCUCCCAAGUUUGCGCUGCCACAGUUACAAACUAAAGACAUCAAGGUAGGACCCUUUCAAGACACAAUGCUGAAAGAUGUUGUUCAGAUGGACUCCGGCGCCAGGGGAAGGCCUGAAGAUCGAGUCCAAAGGGUCGCGGUAAAUCGUGCCAAUUCAAGUGCCCAUGGGAUGCAAAUCGGCAUGGCGAAAGCAGCGAGGGACUUCGUUCAGAGAGUCGAAAACACGGUCGGCGCGCUGAAGACGGUGAAGCGUGGUGACGCCCAGAAAAAGUGGGAUGAUGCGGUAGGCGGGCUCACAAAAAAGUUCGAGGAUGUCAAGACGACUCUCGGGCAUGAGACGAUAUCGAAUACGGGUAUGGGGUUGGCCAUGAAAGAUUUGGCAGGAUCGUUCGGUGCCCUCGAACAGAAGACUUGGGGAAGCUUGAAAGCACAGCUUGGGCAGAAGUCUUGGAGAGAGGUCCAUUUUUUAAAUGGGAAGCUAAAAGCUGAGCCGCUGAAUCUGAACCAAAUCUCGAAUGAUAUGGUUGGAGAUGUUAAGAAGUUCCAGAGGUUGAAUGGUGUUGUAGAGAACUACAAAACUCGGGGUAAUAAAGUUCUGGAAAAGCUAAGGCGCUGA